Trifolium pratense (red clover) is the source of this 1604-nucleotide messenger RNA. Its product is annotated as rhodanese-like domain-containing protein 8, chloroplastic. Bases 48 to 1358 code for a protein of 436 amino acids. Lineage: Eukaryota; Viridiplantae; Streptophyta; Magnoliopsida; Fabales; Fabaceae. The transcript is spliced from 8 exons. The record is from RefSeq and is a predicted model, not a curated record.
AUUAAAAUGAAAUCUUUUCUACUCUGUAACUUGUCUUCUCUAACGGGAUGAGGUGGUGCAGUGAAGCUAUCUCAUUAUCGGGUGCACAUGCACUCGCUCCUGUAUCUUUACUCACCAACAAAACUGUUGCAUUUCAAUUUCAAAAGCCUUUUUUCUUCAAAUUCAAAUUCAACAACUCUUUUUCUUCUACAUCUCUUAUCCAUCGGAACCCGUUGGCUGCUCAAUUGCAACCGUCAUGUUCAACGGAGGAUGAUUUUGAUUUUGAUUUUUUGGUUGUUAAUUUCUAUCAUUUUGUGUUCAUUAAAGAUCCUCAACAAGAAGUUGCCAAACACCUCUCUUUCUUGGAAUUGGAGGGUCUAGAUAUCCAUGGAAGAAUCUAUUUGAAUGAACAAGGGAUUAAUGCACAGUAUAGUGGGCCAUCAAAAGACGCUAUGGUUUAUGUCAACUGGAUAAAAGAGGAUGACAGGUUUUCCAACAUCCUGGUUCAGAUAUCUCAAUCAGAAAUUGGACACGCCUUUCCAUCAUUGAAGUUGCGGUAUAAGCCUUCAUUAGUACAGUUUAAAAGUGACACAUCAGAUCUUCCAGUGCUUGAUCCUUCAAUGCGGGCAAUACCUUUAGCACCUUCAGAAUGGAGAGAUAGAUUAGAAGCCAUCAAUAAAAAUGAUCCGCAUUCAAAAGAUCAUCCUAACAAAGAUUACAUUCUAUUGGAUGUGAGAAAUGGUUAUGAGUGGGACAUUGGACAUUUUCGUGGGGCUCAACGACCUAAUGUAGACUGCUUUAGGAGCACUUCAUUUGGACUGUCUCAGGAAGAGAUCACUGCUUCAGACCCUUUAUCAAAUGUAGAUAAAGAAAAUACAAACAUAUUGAUGUAUUGCACGGGAGGAAUUCGAUGUGAUGUGUAUUCUACAAUACUGAGGCAGCAUGGAUUUCAGAAUUUGUAUACCCUUCAGGGAGGCGUUUCUAACUAUAUAAAGAACGAAGGUCCUGCAGAAUGGAUAGGAAAUUUAUUUGUAUUUGACUCCCGAUUAUCUCUCCCUCCUCCUGUUUACCAUCCUCAGGCCAAUACUGAAGUUGGGACUCCGACUCCAACUUCAGUUUCUAGUGAUGAUAAGUUUGCAAAAUGCUACAUAUGUAACUCGGGAGUCAGUGAACUGAGACACCGGAAUUGUGCAAAUCUUGACUGUAACUUGCUUUUUCUAUGCUGCAAAAAAUGUGUUAAGGAUCUAAGAGGAUGUUGUUGUUUGACUUGCACUACUGCGCCUAGGCUUAGACCUGUUUUAAAUGGAGAGCACAGAUACAAGAAAUGGCACAUCUAUCGUGACAUGGAUUUGCAAGGCAAUGCAAGAAUUUCAACUUGAUCGCCAAAAAACAGUAUUCUUGAGUUGAUGAAGUUUGUUACUGGUCAUAUGCAAGGCAACUUUUAGCAUACACCUUCUGUUAAAAAAAAAAACUUUUAGCAUACUCCCAUGGUUAGAUGGGUAUGAUCUUAUUUUAAUCUGAGUUGUUUACUAUUAUUAUUAUUAUUAUUAUUGUUGUUGUUGUUAUGUAUUUGUCUGCUAGAUUUACUAUUAGUGAUUAAAUGAUAUAGAAAUAAUAUACUUUGG